This is a messenger RNA of Cyanidioschyzon merolae strain 10D, 1263 nucleotides long. Its product is annotated as probable manganese transporter. Gene Ontology annotation, cellular component: membrane. Gene Ontology annotation, molecular function: monoatomic cation transmembrane transporter activity. The transcript has a single exon. The record is from RefSeq and is a predicted model, not a curated record. Lineage: Eukaryota; Rhodophyta; Bangiophyceae; Cyanidiales; Cyanidiaceae. Bases 1 to 1263 code for a protein of 420 amino acids. Gene Ontology annotation, biological process: monoatomic cation transport; transmembrane transport.
AUGGACGUACCGAGCGCAGUGCAGGGUCACCAGUUGGCGCUACAGUGGAGACGCGCCUUUUUUCGAGCGGAUGCAACGCAUCUGGAGAACGCUGCGCUCCGGAAGUUUUAUGAGCGUCAGAAUGAACUGCUCGAUCAGUACGUGUCUUUGCCGACAGCCCCGGCGGAUGCGAGCUGCUGGCCAGCGGCAUCAACGCCAAACCUCUCGACAGAAGCGCCUGAGGAAGCGAAGCACCUGCUGACUGCGGAGCCAACGCCCAGCGUCUCCUACACGAGCUGCACGUCGACCGAGGAGCGUCCAGGGACCGCGGUGAUGCCUCCGAACAAGUCGCAGCACCAAGGAGUCGACACCGAAGACUACGCUCGACGCGCGAUCCUUGCAUCCAACGGAGCGAACCUGCUGCUUCUCCUUGGGCAGGCGUAUGCCUACGUGUCCAUGCAAAGUCUCGCGCUGUUGGCCAAUACCGUGGAUGCCGUCCUCGACUUUUUCUCUGGUGUCAUUAUCGGUCUGACGUGGUAUGUGCGCCACCACCGACACGAUCGCACCACUCGCUAUCGAUACCCGGUCGGUAGGACGCGGCUCGAGUCGGUGGGUGUGAUCCUCAUGGCCGUUCUCAUGACCGCACUGACCUUGAAUGUACUGACGCAGUCCAUAGAGUCGCUGGUGCUGUACGUGAGCGGCUCGGAACGGUCAUCAACAGUGCACCCAUUUACCCGCCCAGUGCUCAUCUGGAUCGGUGUGGCCCUGUUGAGCAAGGCAGCGCUCUUCCUCUACUGUCGUGUAUCUGUGCAGGACUCGGUUGCAGCGUUGGCUAUGGACCACUGGAAUGACUGUCUGUCGAAUAUGGGUGCCCUGAGCGCUGCUGCUCUGGCGCAGUGGUGGCCGCCCGCAGACCCUCUCGGUGGCAUGCUCAUCUCUGCUUUUAUCCUACGCAACUGGUGGCGGCUGACCUCACGACAUCUGGAUCAGUUUUUGUCGCGCUCGGCAUCCUGUAGGCUGCACUCUGUGGUAACUUUUGCAGCGCUUUGGCAUGAUUCGCGGAUUCGAGCGAUCGAUCGUGUUUGUCUGUACCACGUGGGUCCAGCAUGCUUUGCCGAAAUCGAUAUUGUGCUGGAUCCGCAGAUGCCGCUGGUUGUUUCUCAUGACAUUGGGGAGUCGCUCCAGGCCCGCAUUGAGUGUUUGCCUUACGUGGAGCGUUGCUUUGUGCACUUGGAUUUUGAGACAGCCCAUCGGACGGAGAUAGAACACCAAUGGCCCGUGUGA